AUUAGCAUCUCUCUCUCUCUCUCUCUCUCUGUGUUUCUGUUUCCUUUUCAUUACUUCGAACUUCGAAUUCAACUACACGCAUAAGAAUUUUCCCCCAACGAACACCAAAACCUUACUAAACACGUCGUCUCGUAUUCUUUUGCUCCGACCAACAACCGAUUCAGUUUUGAUCAAAACAAACAUGCUCUCUGGUUUUUGACUUCGAUUUCUUUCUUAUAUAUAUAUAUAUAUAUUUUUUUUUUGAUCCGAUAAACCUUGUAAAUUCAACAUGUCGGGUCCACUAGAUCGCUUCGCAAGGCCUUGCUUUGAGGGGUUUUCUGGGGGCCAUGACGAAAGAAAAGAACGGAAAUCCGAUUUUGAAAACUCUGAGGAUGACAAGAGGACUAGAAUUGCGAGUCUAAAGAAGAAAGCAAUCAAUGCAUCCAGCAAAUUCAGACACUCUCUUAAGAAGAAGAGGAGCCGGAAGAAGAGUGGCGUGUCGAUUGAGGAUGUUCGGGACGCUGGGGAGCUGCAGGUUGUAGAUGCAUUUCGACAGGCACUUAUCUUGGAGGAAUUGCUUCCUCCAAGACACGAUGAUUACCACAUGUUGUUGAGAUUCUUGAAAGCAAGGAGGUUUGACAUUGAGAAAGCAAAGCAAAUGUGGGCUAACAUGAUUCAAUGGAGGAAAGACUUUGGUACGGACACAAUUUUGGAGGAUUUUGAGUUUACUGAGUUAAAUGAAGUUCUACAACACUACCCUCAGGGUUAUCACGGUGUGGAUAAGGAGGGAAGACCCAUAUACAUUGAGAGAUUGGGAAAAAUUGAUCCUAACAAGCUUAUGCAAGUGACUACUUUGGAACGGUAUUUGAGAUACCAUGUGCAGGGUUUUGAACGAUGUUUUAUAAUUAAGUUUCCAGCUUGCUCAAUAGCUGCAAAGAGACACAUUGAUUCAAGUACAACAAUAUUAGAUGCUCAAGGCAUUGGUUUUAAAAACCUAACCAAGACUGCACGAGAACUCAUCAUGCGGCUGCAGAAGAUUGAUAAUGACAACUAUCCUGAAACACUUUACCGGAUGUUUAUAAUUAAUGCUGGCCCUGGUUUUAAGCUUCUAUGGAAUACGGUGAAAACUUUUCUUGAUCCCAGAACAACUACAAAGAUUCAUGUCCUUGGGAACAAGUACCAGAGCAAAUUACUUGAAAUAAUUGAUUCAAGUGAGUUGCCAGAUUUUCUGGGUGGUAGCUGUACCUGUGCAGAUCAGGGAGGUUGCAUGAGGUCAGAUAAAGGGCCAUGGCAAGAUCCAGACAUAUUAAAGAUGGUUCUUAAUGGUGAAGCCCUCUGUUCUAGACAAAUAGUAACAGUUUCAACCAAUGAGGGAGGGGUAGUUGCUAGUGACAAGCCACAUUAUCCAAUGAGAAGAUAUAGUGACACGUCUACUGCAGAUUCAGGAUCUGAAGUAGAAGAAAUUACUUCUCCCAAAGCAAAUAGGGGUUAUUUACAACCAAGGUUGACUCCUGUCCGUGAAGAAGCUAGGGUCGCUGGUAAGGGGCGUAUUGCUGGUGGCUUCUUGGAGUAUGAUGAAUACGUUCCCAUGAUUGACAAGGCAGUGGAUGUGGGAUGUGAGAAACAAGUCUCGCGUGCAGAGCCAUAUGCUUCCAGAGGGACACCCUCUCUGCCAAGUAUGGAAAAGAGCCCAGAAGGAAUUUUCACUCGCUUCUGGGCUGCACUGGUGGUCUUCUUUGUUACCCUCUUUACUCUAGUACAUUCCAAGGCAUUUCAGGUGACUAAGAGACUUCCUGACACUGUGCCUGAUAAUUCCUGCAACAUUCCUGAUUUGACUGUUCAAUCAAAUCCCAAGGAGGAUUACCGCCCCCCUUCACCUGCUCCAGGGUUUACAGAGGCAGAACUCCUCUCAUCUGCUUUGAAAAAGUUGGGUGAGCUUGAGGAGAAAGUAGACAUGCUACAGGCAAAGCCAUUUGAGAUGCCUUAUGAGAAAGCGGAGUUGUUGAACGCUGCUGUUUGCCGUGUGGAUGCAUUGGAAGCAGAGUUAAUUGCAACAAAAAAGGCUUUGCAUGAAGCUUUAAUGAGGCAGGAAGAACUUCUAGCAUACAUAGACAGACAGGAAGAAGCCAAGUUAAGGAAAAAGAAAUUUCUUUGCUGGUGAAUAAGAGAUUCGUGCAGUGUGGUGGUAUGUUGGUACUACUUGAUUUGUAUGCUUGUAUAUUCACACAAUAGUUUGUCUUCCUGAGUGAUGUUUACAUAAAUAAAGAAUUUUGUAAUUAAAAAUAGCCACUAUCACCUUUUGAGCUUUUCUCGCAUAUGUUCAAGUUAUGUUUCUGGUGUGCGUGAGUAUGCACAUGCACAUGCGCGUCAAGCAAUCACUUUGAUGGAUCUAAUCCUGAGUUGUGUAACCUUAUGUUGAGUGGGGAAGUGAGGAAAAAGAACUGGUCUGUGGCUUUAAAUUAAGUAAUUAUAUUGUAGCAGAAUAUACAUAUAAGUUAUUUGAAUGAAGACGUUUCCUUUGUCUUGCU
Messenger RNA from Quercus robur (English oak), 2507 nucleotides. Its product is annotated as phosphatidylinositol/phosphatidylcholine transfer protein SFH8-like. The coding region runs from base 269 to 2140 and encodes 623 amino acids. The transcript is spliced from 14 exons. NCBI's taxonomy places the organism in Eukaryota, Viridiplantae, Streptophyta, Magnoliopsida, Fagales, Fagaceae. The record is from RefSeq and is a predicted model, not a curated record.